Molecule: messenger RNA, 5593 nt
Organism: Melanotaenia boesemani (Boeseman's rainbowfish)
Lineage: Eukaryota; Metazoa; Chordata; Actinopteri; Atheriniformes; Melanotaeniidae
Gene: hfm1
Product: helicase for meiosis 1
Exons: 40
Coding region: 585-5186 (1533 amino acids)
Molecular function (GO): ATP binding; nucleic acid binding
Source: RefSeq, a predicted model, not a curated record
UUUUUAGGUUGAUGGCAGUUAAUCGUCGAUUAAAUUGAUAAGAUAGAUUAAACACUCGUUUACUAUUUAGCUUGAACGUUUUAGUUGCAAACAUUUUAUCUUGUGUGAAAUUAUCAGUGAGGCAGAGACAGAAAUUGUUUGCCAACACAGGAAAGAUAUUACCACUGUCUUCCAUGGUUGUCUUCUCGUUGGCCUUUGUUGCUUGUGUGAUGGGUGAUUUGUCUGUUACAAUACCUGUCUGGUGUGUUUUCCUAAGAAAAUACUUAGUGUUUUAACAAGCUCUCCUUAUAUCAUGAAAUUAAUUUCACAAUAAGACACGGUUUAUUAAAUUUUGUAACACUCAGCCCUAUUUAAUAGCAUAACCUGUUUAUCUUGUUUAUCAAAAAGUACUAAUAAAGUUGUAAAUGCGAUGAGCUCGCGCUGAUACUGCAAAGCGGCGCGUACUAAAAUGUCAUGUAGCGGGGUUCAAGGGUGAAGUUUUGAACUGACUAAACCAUAUUUUAAUAUUGAUAACCAGGAGCCACAGUGACUGGCUUGGUGUUGUUUUUCAUUCAAAUGUACAAGUGCCUGUAUUAUCUGAAGGGAUGCUGGACGCCAGUGAUGACACUUUGUUCUCGGACAGUCUGUUUUUUGAGAAACCUAUUGUUCACAAGGUAAAACCGCUGCAGCGGGAGGCCCAUCCAUGGCAGCUGGAAGCACCUCCACCUCUUACUCAUAUUCCUAACACACAGGAUAUGCAAGAGGAGGCAGAGUCAUUCUCUACCCUGUAUGGUUUCCCACAAAAAUCCAAUAUAUUACAGUUUCAUUCAAAAGGAUCAGAUGAUCUUAAGGUCUUAUCUACAAAUAUCAGCAGUACGUACAGUUUUAACAGUGAAGAGGGAGAGAUUGAAGAGACUCGAGGUGGAGGCAGUGGCUGGCCCAGCGCAUGUGAUAGCCUUUGGCAGGGUGAAGGGUUCAUGGAUUACUUUCAUGGUGGCUAUCAGAGUGGUGAAGGUGAAAUUCUGCAGGACUUCGCUCUCAGUAGAUGUUUGUCCCUCGACUGCGGCAAAAGCCCACCUCUACGGCGAAGCUUGUUCAAGAUCCCAGCGCUGACCAGCAGAGGUGACUCGUCAACCAGAGAUGACCUCAGGAGCAGCGGCAUCAGCCAGACAGCAUCCAGACCUCAAACUUUUCUCAGUCAGGUCGCCAUGACAACAGUGCCUCCUUUUCUUCAGCCACCACAGGCGACAUUUGGCCACGCAGCUCCAGAGUCCCCCCUCUCACCCCCUCCUCUGGGCUCAUCUGCAGCAAUUGGCCGACCCCCGCAGCAGGCGCAACAAGCAGAAAUGCAGGACGAGGGCACAAAGAGAGCUUUCGUUCCGCCCAUGACGCCUCAACCGCUCUGCAUACAAGGAUCUUCCGGAUGUGAAGUUUUGAGACCAGUGUCGGAAAUCCCAGUUAAGUUCAGAUCCAUUUUCAGCGAGUUCCCCUUUUUCAACUACGUCCAGUCCAAAGCUCUGGAUGAUGUUCUUUACACAAACAAGAACUUUGUGGCAUGCGCUCCAACCGGAUCGGGUAAAACAGCACUGUUUGAGUUGGCCAUCAUUCGCCUGUUGAUGGAGACGCCAGAGCCAUGGAGAGAUGUCAAAGUUGUUUACAUGGCCCCCAUCAAAGCUCUCUGCAGUCAGUGCUUUGAGAACUGGAAGAAGAAGUUUGGUCCUCUGGGGCUGAGCUGCAAGGAGCUGACUGGUGACACGGAGAUUGAUGACUUCUUUGAGAUUCAUGAUUCCCACAUCAUCCUGACUACGCCUGAAAAGUGGGACAGCAUGACAAGGAAAUGGAAGGACAGCUGCUUGCUGCAGCUAGUCAGACUGUUUCUUAUUGAUGAGGUGCAUGUUGUGAAAGAUGCAACUCGUGGUGCCACCUUGGAAGUCGUGGUGAGCAGGAUGAAGGCAGUUAACACCUACAGAACAUUACAGAAUCCAGACUCUGGAGUCUCAAUGAGAUUUGUGGCUGUAUCAGCCACUGUUCCUAACAUAGCUGAUAUAGCAGACUGGCUGUCAAAUGAGAGUGGACCGGCCACGUAUCUGAAUAUGGACGAGAGCCACCGACCAGUUAAGCUUCGAAAGGUGGUGCUGGGCUUCCCCUGCAGCCCCAACCAGACUGAAUUCAAAUUUGACUUGUCUCUCAACUACAAGAUGGCCAACAUCAUACAGACUUACUCAGACCAGAAACCUGCACUGGUGUUUUGUUCUACGAGGAAAGGAGCUCAGCAGUCAGCUGCAGUUCUGGCCAAAGAUGCUCGAUUCAUCAUGAGCAUUGAACACAAGCAAAGAUUAAUGAAAUAUGCAAACUCUAUUCUGGAUUCAAAACUAAGAGAUCUGGUGAUGUUAGGAGUUGGUUACCAUCAUGCAGGAGUUGAUUUGUCUGAUAGGAAGCUGAUAGAAAAAGCCUUCACCCUGGGAGACCUGCCUGUCCUCUUUACUACCAGGACUCUGGCCAUGGGUGUAAACCUGCCAGCUCACCUGGUGGUGAUUAAGUCCACAAUGCAGUAUGUUGCGGGCUCCUGUGAGGAGUACAGCGAAGCUGACAUGCUGCAGAUGAUAGGCCGAGCCGGACGACCCCAGUUUGACACAUCGGCCACUGCAGUGAUUAUGACCAAGGCUCAAACCAGAGACAAGUACAUGAAACUUAUGAAUGGGAUAGAGAUCAUUGAGAGCAGCUUACAUGGACACCUAGUGGAGCACCUGAAUGCUGAGAUUGUUCUCCACACCAUUAGCAAUGUCAACAUGGCUCUGGACUGGAUACGCAACACCUUCCUCUACAUCAGAGCCUUGAAGAACCCCACACACUAUGGUUUCUCUGCCAGCUUGGACAGAUGUGGUAUCGAAGGAAAACUGCAAGAGCUAUGUCUAAAGAACCUGAACGCUCUGUCUUCUAUUGAUUUGAUCAGCAUGGAUGAAGACAUCAACAUCAAACCAACAGAGGCUGGAAGGCUGAUGGCUAGAUACUGCGUUGCCUUUGACACCAUGAAACAGUUCUGUGGACUGGCUGGGACUGAAACUCUGUCUGAUCUGAUCAAGCUGGUGUCAAAGAGCAGAGAGUUCAGCGACAUCCAGCUGAGAAUGAACGAGAAGAAAGCUUUAAACACUUUGAACAGGGACAAGAACAGGAGCACCAUCAGAUUUCCUCUUGAGGGAAAGAUCAAAACCAGUGAGAUGAAAAUAAACUGCUUGAUUCAGGCUCAGUUGGGCUCCAUCUCACUUCAAGACUUUGGACUAACACAGGACACAACAAAGAUCUUCAGGAUCGGGAUGCGUAUCAGUAAAUGCUUGUCAGAGUUUCUGAGUCAGGGAUCCAAGACAGUUUUUUCUGCUCUGCUCAACUCCCUGAUCCUGGCAAAGUGCUUUAGAGCCAAAAUCUGGGAAGAUUCACCCUUUGUUUCCAAACAGCUGGAGAAGAUAGGUCAGACUUUGUCAACUGCGAUGGUGAACGCUGGACUCACUACUUUCAGUAAAAUAGAGGAAACUAAUGCCAGAGAACUGGAACUGAUUCUCAACAGACAUCCACCGUUUGGAAACCUAAUCAGAGAAUCUGUAGUUCAUCUCCCAAAGUAUGAAAUCACUGUAGAGCAGCUUCCUCGGUACAGCAGUGCCACCGCGGAGAUCGUGGUGAAGGUAAACCUGAAAAACCAAGUACAACUGCUGUGCAGGAGAACGGCUCCAGACCAUCACUAUGUCUCUCUGAUCAUUGGCAACUCUGACAACAGCGUAGUCUUCCUGCAGAGACUCAUGGACUCGUUGCUGCUGAAGUGUGGUUCCUGGUCGAAAAAGAUAGAUGUGACAAAGGCAUCGAAAGGAGAGAAAAUCAGCGUCCAUCUCAUUAGCUCAGAAUAUGUGGGAUUGGACAUCCAGCAGAGCUUCACAGUGUACUACUCUGCAGCCAGGAAGUUUGGGACUGACUUUCCAUACAACAUAACGGACCUUCCUCCCGCACAGAGACAUCAUCGCUCUGCCCUGACCCUACAGUCUACAAAUCAGGCUGCAGCUCAGAAGGAGAAGGAACUGCUCAUUAAAGACGAAGAUUCAGGCAGCAGAAGACAGUGCAACCACUUCUGCAAGAAUAAGAAUCAGUGUGCUCAUGACUGUUGUAAAGUAGGUGUAACUGUGGGACGGAGAUCAGCCAACCAAGAAUCCACUUUCUCAUCCUACCUGAGUGACCUGAGAAGCAGGUGUGACACACUUGUACAGACCCCUGUCAAACGACUCAAGAUGAAAAUGAGUGAGGAGUCUUUACCUGUCAGCAUGCAGGAGUUUGCUUACAAACCCAAAGCAACACUUCCCUCUGUCUCCUGGUGUGGCGUGACUCACUAUAACACUUCAGAGUUCGACCUGACUGCUGAUGACUGCACUCAACUGUCAGACACAGUUUGUCUAUGUAAUCCUGAUCGAGAUCCAGAUGUCUAUGUGGAAGAUGAAAACGAGAUGAUGGCAGAGUCUCCUCACAUCUCUGCUGCUCCACAUGUUCAGCAACAAAGUUUGCCAGUGUGGGUGAUCCCAGAAACAAGUCGAGGCUACCAAAGCUCCCAACAGCGUCUGAACCAGCUCAGCUCAUCUUACUCUAAAGGGUCCUCCACAACGUCAGAGCAGGGAGCCCUCUGCAGACAUGCUUCAUCUCUCCGAAUACCAGCUGUCAGCUUUGAUCUCGGAAAUGAAUGGGAUGACUGGGGGGACUUUGAUGAAGAGAACUUGCUGCAUGCCAGCGAGACAUCAUUAGACCCGUGUAAAACUCAACCUCAGAUCCAGCAGAGUGUUGAACAAAGCAUUUCAGGGCAUGCUGCUGCAUCUGCACAGGAAUUCAUUAGUUCACAAGCCAAACCCUGUAUGACCACUGUCAUUACACCACCGAGUUUGAUUUUAGCAAGUGGUAGUCCUGAAAUCAGGAAAGUGGGACCUUCUCCAGUCAGUAAGACUUUCACACCACAGGAGAGAGUCACACUCAACUGGAAUAAAAAGAGAACAGGUAUUUUCAGAGAGGGGAUUCUGGCAAAGUCAGCAGAAACUCCUCCAAAACCUCCUCAUGGGUCACAGGAUACCAGAAGGUUGGACUUCUUUCUCACAAGCAGCCCAGCCAACACCAGCUCUUCUCUCAACAAGAGCAGCAAAGAGAACGAAGCUUUUCUCGGCAUAUUUGAUGGUAUAUUUUAGAACCAUUGUUGGUCUUCCUCUGACAUAAAGGUCCAUAAUAUUCCUGUGUUUAUGCUUAAUUUUUUCUUUGUUUAAAUCUGUUUAAAUUGUUAUAUCUGUAAUAAACUAAAUUAGAUUAUAGGGCUGUAGAAUAUGCUGUGAAUUCUUGUUAUCAUAUAUUUAUAUUGUAAAUGAAAUAAGUUAUGUAUGUUAUCCUUGCUGUGAAUACCAUUCAUUGGUUGGUUUCAGUAAGUACUGGUGUGAUAGCUGCCAAAUAUUUUGGGUCACUAAGUAGAUGUGUUAUUGGAUAAACAGUCAGAUUCAACAUUAACUGUUUGGUGUGACCAAACUUUAUUUGAUUUUUUUUCCUUACUGUUUUACCAUUUUUACUGUAUUUGUCACAGUUCAGAAAUAAAUAUGGAUGUUUG